This is a messenger RNA of Brienomyrus brachyistius, 2983 nucleotides long. It is a transcript of the gene dpep2, whose product is annotated as dipeptidase 2. Gene Ontology annotation, molecular function: metallodipeptidase activity. Bases 378 to 1661 code for a protein of 427 amino acids. The transcript has 11 exons. Lineage: Eukaryota; Metazoa; Chordata; Actinopteri; Osteoglossiformes; Mormyridae. The record is from RefSeq and is a predicted model, not a curated record. Gene Ontology annotation, biological process: proteolysis.
GUCGAUCCUUUGGGAAAGUCGAGCACCUUGUGAUCCCAGGAUCCAGGAAGAACCCCUGGACCCGCCUCCAAACGCUCACUGCGCCAGAGCCUCGCAAGAGCCGCUGUCAAAUCAGCUUUUAGGUGCCAGACAUUAGUGUCACCAAGGGUAUUUACUACAUUUCUUAUGUCCGUAUAGAACAACAACUUGGCAAUAUUCACUCAUUUGUUUGUUUGUUGUUGUUUUGUUUUUGCAUAUUUUAAGGAGUCGGUAAUCGUAAUCAAGGAAUCAUUUCUCCAGCAUACAUGAAAGAAAGAGACGUCGGUUAAAUUCUAUAGACGGUGAGGUAUCUGAAGCCGGACAUCUGUGAAAAGGGGAUAUAUCGUACGUCGGGAACUAUGUCACCCUGGACAUUCUGCAGAAUUGGAUGGACGGUGUUUUUUUACACUUUCUGCGGAAUGGCGUCAGGGUCCGGAACGAAACAAAGGGCACUGCGACUGAUGAGAGAAUAUCCACUUAUUGACGGACACAACGACCUUGCUCUGCAGCUAAGAAUCCUUCAUAAUAACAGACUGAACCAAAUCGACCUACACAAUAUUAGCAAUGUUGCCACAGAUAUAAAUCGUCUAAAAGAGGGACACAUUGGAGCACAGAUGUUUUCUGCCUAUGUGAUGUGCACUGCCCAGGAGAAGGAUGCGGUCAGACUCACCAUGGAGCAGAUUGACGUGAUCCAGCGCAUGUGCAGCGAUUAUCCUGAGCUCGAGCAGGUCACCUCAGCCCAAGGUCUGAGAAACUGCACAAAGAUUGCCUGCUUGAUAAGCAUCGAAGGGGGGCACUCCAUAGACAGCAGCCUGGCCACCCUGCGUAUGUUCUACCGGCUGGGUGUGAGGUCCAUGUCUCUGACGCACACGUGCAACACCCCCUGGGCAGAGUCAUCUUCGAGCAUCUAUGACUUUUAUCCGAGAAAAAACAAUAGCCUGACACCUUUUGGAAAGGAAGUGGUAUCAGAGAUGAAUCGGCUGGGGAUGAUCGUCGACCUGUCCCACACCUCCUGGGAUACGGCUGAGAAUGUUCUGCAAGUCUCCAGAGCCCCCGUCAUCUUCAGCCACUCGUCUGCCUUUGAAGUGUGUCAGCACCUGCGCAAUGUUCCCAACUGGCUGCUGGGAAUGCUGAAAAAAAACCGUGGGAUUAUUAUGGUCAACAUGCACAGUGGGUUUGUGGCCUGUGGUGAGAAGGGAAAUAUCUCCAUCGUGGCUGACCAUUUUGAUCACAUCAAAAAAGUGGUAGGAGCUGAAUCGAUAGGGAUCGGGGGGGAUUACGAUGGUGCUUCCAUAUUCCCUAAUGGGUUGGAAGAUGUCUCCAAGUAUCCUGCCUUGAUCCAGGAGCUUCUGCAGAGAAACUGGACCGAGGCUGAGGUAGCUGGGGUCCUGAGACUAAACUUCCUGAGGGUCUUUGAAGAGGUGGAGGGAGUACGAGACUCAUUGAAAGGGACGAGACCGAAUGAAGCUGAGAUCCCUUUGUCAGAAGCAAACAACCCCUGUCGCCUGAUUUUGAGACGACCCAAACUAAGCCAGGUUACUAACCGGGCUUUUUCUCCAAGUGCCAGUUUGAAUAUACUUUUUUUUAUCUUAGUGAUGGUAUUUCAUGAGACCAGUCAGGUUCUUAUGUGCUGUGGACUGUGAACCAAAGCUAUGGAGAGCAAAGCAGACAAUCAAGGUAUCCAUUUCUCUGCAUAUCUAUGUUAAUUCUUUUUAAAUUAUAUAACCAGUGACCUGUAUGGCAGAGGUCGCAGUAUGUCGCAUGAAAUGCUUCAGUUUUCUGUGGAGGCAUCGCGUAGCGAGAAUCAUGUUGACGCUGUCCACAGCAUAAGUGGGAUAAGUGUAGUACUAGAUAAACAUCUACAUUUUGAAGCAGCGAUGACCUCAGACAUUUUGAAAAUGUUUGAUCCUCUGCCGAAUGGUUUUUGAAGACGUGUAUGUCACUUUAAUGGUUCGAUAAUAAGUAACUCAGUAUUUAUCUAUUUAUAUAGUCAGGGCUGUUAUUUUUAUAAUCCCACACGCGGAGCAUUUUGAUUUUCACACAUUGCAAGUAAUGAAUUUUGGUAACAAUUUAGCUUAAAGGCUGCUCCUAAACUUUUAAAACUGUUACCAAUCAUUCGAUAAUUUAUUAAUAGAAGAUUCACUCACAAACAAAUUAAAAACUGCAUUGUGUCCAUCUGAAACCACUCAUGGUACAAAACAAGCUUCUAAAUCACUUGCAAAUAUAAAACAGGGGAUAACAAGACAUACUCAAAAUGAGUUAUUACUGAACAUUUACAAGGUCUUUACUAAACACUGUGCAGGAUAGGAGUAGGAUAUCUUUGUAAGACAUUCUAAAAUUUGAUUGUAGGUGGAUCUUUUCAUUUAAUAAUAUACAGAUGCUCCUUUAAUUAUGAACUUUCAACUUAUGAGCUUUCAGACAUACGAACGAAGAGGACUGUAAGUCCAAAUUAUGUUCCUUGGGCUCCUGUUUCCUGUCCGCAGCAUCACAUUUUUUUUAUACGCGGCAAUUCCACCCAGUACGACUUCUGUCCGCUACUCCCACCGCGCAGCAGCGUAGCGUACGUACUCCCAGCACCCUAGUUCUUAGUACUUGCCUAUACCCUUAAAAUGAUCUUGAAUAGCGACUUACGAACAUUUCAAGUUACGAACGGCCAUUCGGAACGUAUCUCACUCGUAAGUAGAGGAGCAUCUGUAUUAUUGAAUAAUUAGUAACAGUUUGAUAAUAGUUAAGGAGCAGACUUGAAACUAAAGUGUUACCAGUAAAAUUUUUAUAUUUUAAAUAUAUAUUUUCUUAUAUAUACUUUUAAAAUUAAUGUAUAUAUACUUUUUCCAUUUACACUGUUGGAUAUUAAUAUUUUAUUGCAAAAAUUAUGCUUGGUUCAUUCUAGUACCAAAAUGGAUGGAGCUUCACUGUACGGAAUGUUUAAAUAAAUAUGUUGCAUAUUUAUGUAACAUGCACUAUA